This is a messenger RNA of Aspergillus alliaceus, 2036 nucleotides long. Its product is annotated as C2H2-type zinc finger protein. Gene Ontology annotation, molecular function: DNA-binding transcription factor activity, RNA polymerase II-specific; RNA polymerase II cis-regulatory region sequence-specific DNA binding. Bases 292 to 1869 code for a protein of 525 amino acids. The record is from RefSeq and is a predicted model, not a curated record. Lineage: Eukaryota; Fungi; Ascomycota; Eurotiomycetes; Eurotiales; Aspergillaceae. Gene Ontology annotation, biological process: regulation of transcription by RNA polymerase II. Gene Ontology annotation, cellular component: nucleus. The transcript has 5 exons.
CACUGUGCAUGGCUGGUUGGCCCUGGUUGACAAUCUCGGCUAUAUCCUGUGGAUUCUGCAACUGGCAAAAUUGCGACCCUUCUUAUUGUUGGAGUUCUCUAGGACAAAGACCCCAUACGGCCAAGUGAUUCCCCCGCCUCACUCUCGACUUGCCUUGUCACCGUGCGGCCUCUGUCUUUGAUCUUCGUUAACUCUGUUCCUGGACUCAAACUAAACGUAUCAACAACCCUCCCGGGUCCCAGGAGACUGUCUCGACCUCCAGUGACGGCGAUUGAGUUCGCCGCACACACCAUGGCUUCUCACACUAAAAAGGAUGAUUACUGCCUCGAGUGCCAUUGGGAGUCUUUCCAUAUAGACGGCAAAGAGUCGGAGAACCAGUCCGAUGCCCCCGCGGCAUCUAAGUGGAAUUGCCCCGACGAGGAACAUCAUCCCUCGCUCGAUCACUGUCAUGUCGACGACGCCUGCUGCGAAAUGGACGACUGCUCCAUCAACUGUCCCUCGGUUUGCGACGGGUUCGUGGAAUGCCAUGACACUACUUGUAAUGACACUCACUGCCCUGACUCCUGUGAUGAUACGCAUUGCGAGAGCGCCGAGCCCCUUUGCUUUGAUGAGCACUGCUUUGGCGAGAAUCGCAACAAUGCAGCUAUUCCCGACCAUACUCUUGAGUCCCUAUUAGGGCUAGGAGGGUCCAUUAACUUAGGGUCCACUGAUUUCCUUUCAGCGUGCUCAGUUGAACAAUCACAGGAAGACCAGUUGCCCAAAGCAGCGGGCAAUGCCACCUCGGAGAUGAUAGCACCUCAGUCUUCGAUGGACUCUCUCUUUCCGCUGCACUCGAUUCCUGUCGCCCAUUGCCAUUCUCACAGUUUCCCUCAUUUUCACUUCCAUGACUCGUCCAAAGAAACACCCAGUAAUUUAAUAAAUCAACAAUUUCCGGCACAGAACGGUGUCAACCCGGCAGAUGUAUUCCACAUGUUGGGGAUGUGUCCGGACCUUUCUACUUGUCAAGACUUUCAUGUGCACGAAGACACGAAUCAAAACAGUCUAGUCAAACCGACUGCCGAGUCUGGUUCUAAUCCAUUCGCCUGUUUUCACAUACCGCCUAAUGUUAAUCUGAACGAUCUCAUGAAGAGCCCGGUACACAUUCACAGUAAUCCUGCGAGGGGUCCUUCUCGCACGCAUCACCGGUGUCGCGUCCAUAACCAUGCCCAUAUGCAUCCGUACGGUCAUUACUCUCCAUAUUCCCGCCAGUCUCGAUCCAGCGUGAGCUCGCAGUUGAUGUCCAGCCCCGGCGAGACGCCUCCUCCGCUAGAAGGUGGGACGUCGUCCGUCCUGACGAGCCCGGUGACUUCGUCUGAGAACGAAUUCCAUAUUUGCAAGUGGACUAUCACAUCGGGAGAGUUCAAGACCACCUGCGGUGCGGAAUUCUCUGACCCUUGCGCUCUUCAGGAGCAUCUGAUCGCGAAACACAUGUCAACUAUCAAUGGAGUCAAGGGCACCGGAUAUUACUGUUGCUGGGAGGGCUGUCACCGUCCGGACGAACCGUUCUCGCAGAAGUCGAAACUUCAAGGCCAUUUCCUGACCCAUAGUAACUACAAAAAUUUCAAGUGUUCGGUUUGUGGGAAGUUCUUCGCUCGACAGGCUACGUUGGAACGCCACGAACGAAGCCACCGGGGCGAGAAGCCAUACAAGUGCUCUGAAUGCGGGAAGUCCUUUACUGACAGCAGUGAACUGAAAACGCACUCACGGACCCAUACCGGCGAGAAGCCGUUCAAGUGUACUUUCCCAGGAUGUAACUUCCAGACCGGCGACUCAUCGAACAUGUCCAGUCAUCGCUUGAGUAUGUUAGAUAACCGCCUCUGUAUGCUAUGAUACUAAUAGACACAGCACACGGUGAACGGAAACAUAAAUGCAUCUACCCCGGAUGCACCAAGAGCUUUACUAGGCCCGGUUUGUUCCACACGACAGUCACCGGGUUAGCCAAUGCUGACCUUUCUAGACCAACUGAAGCGACACAUGAGAUCGACCCAUAAACAUGA